GCAGGCACGAAACACAAAGCUGACUCCCACACCCAGAGCAAGGGAGCGGCUGCUCCGCAUUUUUGGGGUAGAGUUUGUUGUCGGGGGCCAGGACGCAGGGUCUGGGGAGUGACCCGGACAUCAGGAAGUGGGACAGCACCAGGGAGGAGGAGGAGGAGGAGGAAACAGAUCUGAAACCUGGAAUUUGACAGGACCAGCAUGACAACACAGGGUGAGCUGCUGAGCCCAACUCCUGGCUUGGCAGAGGUGUUGAAAGGUGGUUCUUGGACCCAGCCUACCUGCCCAUGCUGCUGCUCCAAGAAUGUGGAACCCCUGCUUCUGGUCCAACUGGCUGACAGCGUUGACCCGGUCACAAAGAAAUGGAUCAUCUCUCGGCUAGAGGCUCCCGUGAGGGAUGGAGGGGCGGCACUUCUUGUGCACUCCGGAGAGGACGAUGCCGGCAACGUGGUGAUACUCUCGGCACCACGCUGCACCCAGCUUCGGGUCACCGAGGACUUGGGAAUGUGGAAGCCCUACAAGGAUGGAAACAUGGUUGCCUUUUCCUAUGAUGACCGCAACAGCUUCAGAAACAUUGAUGACAUGCAGGUGUUUCUCACUCUGGCUGAGCGGCAACAUGUGGUGAAAUACCAGUUGGGCUCUCUGCGAGCCAAGAAGGAUCGCACUAUUCCAGGAGUUCCGGAGUCGCGAGGGGUCCUUUUGGCUAGAGAGAGCAUCUUUCGGAAGCUGGAGAAGGUGGGAGUCAUCAAGACGGUGAUUGCCCUGCAUGACCAGCGGCAGCUAGCCGACCUCGCGAAGGCCUGGUACUCUGGAUGGCAGCUCCUGGGCCAACCAUUGGAUUCCAUCCAGGCCUAUUUUGGGACUACCGUGGCUUUCUACUUCAGCUUCCUGGACUUCUACACGUGGGCCCUGGUGCCUCCUGCUAUACUGGGUGUAGUUCUCACCUUAUUCCCAUUUGCCAGCGGAACGGCGGCGAAGGCCAGCGGAGGGGAGGGGAAGGAAGAGGAGCCGGGCCUCCCGGUGAGCGGCCUGAUGGUGCAGGCCAUGUUCAGCAUGCUCUGGUCCACGCUGGUCAUGGAGCUCUGGAAGCGACGGACAGCUGCGCUCUCGUACCGCUGGGGCACGCCGCUCCUGAACGAGCGCUACGCGGAGCCUCGGCCCGGGUACACCGGGCCCAUGGGCCGCAACCCUAUCACGGGGAGGCCCGAGCCCCGCUUCUCCGAGUGGGAGCACAAGUUGCGCGUGGGGCUCUCCGUGCCUGUGGUGGGCUUCUUUCUGGGACUCGUGGCGCUGGGCAUGGCCGCCUUUUACCACUUUGAGGCCGCGGCCCGGGACUUCCACAAAAGCGAAGGCACCUGGCUGUCUGUCCCGCUGCUCUACGUUCCCUCGUUGGCCCACAUCCUGUACACCAACAUGCUGGGAAGCCUGUACGGCAACGUGGCUCUGGGACUCACGGAGUGGGAGAACCACAGAGACGAGUCCUCCUUCCAGAACCACCACACCACCAAGGUCUUACUGUUCAGCUUUUUCAACUGUUUUGCUGUAUUGUUUCACAUCGCCUUCAUCAAGGAGGACUUGGCCCUGCUGCGGAAGAGGCUGGCGUCCCUGCUGAUUGUGACCCAGCUGGUCAAUCAGUGCACAGAGGUCCUCGUCCCAUACUUGGUGGACACUUUUCUCAGCGACGGAGCCAAAAAACCCAAAGAGGAUGACCCCGAAGAGGACCGGAUACGAGCCCAGGGCCGUUUGCCCCCGUUCCCAGGCCUGUUUCCAGAAUACAUUGAACUCCUGGUGCAGUACGGGUACCUGAGCUUGUUCUCCUGCGUGUAUCCGCUCACGGCCGUCCUGCUGCUCAUCAACAACGUUACCGAGAUCCGCACGGACGCCUUUAAGAUCUGCAGACUCUUCCGGAAACCUUCAUCGGCCCCUGUCUCCGACAUCGGGGUGUGGCAGCCCGCUUUUGAGGUUUUGGGCUUCGUCUCCGUCAUAUCCAACUGCUGGUUACUGCUGCUUUCCCCGGGGGUGCGUCAGUUCUGUCAGGAGGGGGGCUUCAGCAGCCGCAAUGCCCUGCUGUUCGCCAUCUUGGUGGAGCACGUCCUCAUUUUCGGGAAGAUGAUUCUCGCCUUUGUCAUCCCCGAUGAGCCUGCUUGGAUCAGCCUUAAGAAGCAGGAGUUCGAGUUUCGCUCCAUGCAGGCCUUCAACCAGCAGAAGCUGCAGCGUUAAGGCAAGAACUUAUACCAACUUUCUUCUGCUGAAAUGAAGAGGAAGGAAGGCUGAGAGGAAGGGGAAAAAGAGUGUCUUCCAGAGAAAGGUCUGGUCCCUAGACAUGAAUCCAGCUGAGGAGGACAUGUGCAGUUGUUGAUAUGGUGUGUUUUCCUCUACUGAGGCUAAACGGGGUGUGGGCUGGGAAUUCUUAACAGAGGCAACGGAAUCCACAGAAAAGAGCAGAGUAUUUAUUAUAAUAGUAUAUUCUACACUUUCUUCAAAUUAUAAACCUGUGGCUGAACUCUUACAGGGCACAUAGUAUAUUUAAAAUGCUUUUGCAUGCUUUUAGAAGUAUUUUCAAUGCUGAAAAUAACUUUUAUUAUACAAUUCUGACAAGCAGGCUGGUGACAGGGUUGUAUGUUUUGUAGCAAUUUUUUUAUUUUUAUACCUUCAAAUCACAGAAUUGUGGUCCAAGAGUAUAUAGUCCGUGCUUUGACCAAAGAUAUCAAUCACAGAGAUGCUUCCAAGGGUCUCCGACAUUAAGAAUGAAUGUGUUGUGUGACCAGAGUAACACGUGGAAAUAUACUGUAUUUCAAGCAGCACUAUAUUGUCAUCAUUAGGACAUAAUGUUCUCAGGAACGUCAUUGCUAAUAAAGACUUCAGAAUUCAUG
Scleropages formosus (Asian bonytongue) is the source of this 2870-nucleotide messenger RNA. It is a transcript of the gene ano10b, whose product is annotated as anoctamin 10b. Gene Ontology annotation, cellular component: plasma membrane. Bases 199 to 2217 code for a protein of 672 amino acids. Gene Ontology annotation, molecular function: chloride channel activity. The transcript has 13 exons. The record is from RefSeq and is a predicted model, not a curated record. NCBI's taxonomy places the organism in Eukaryota, Metazoa, Chordata, Actinopteri, Osteoglossiformes, Osteoglossidae. Gene Ontology annotation, biological process: chloride transmembrane transport.